Phyllostomus discolor (pale spear-nosed bat) is the source of this 3390-nucleotide messenger RNA. RefSeq names its product NK3 homeobox 1 (gene NKX3-1). NCBI's taxonomy places the organism in Eukaryota, Metazoa, Chordata, Mammalia, Chiroptera, Phyllostomidae. Gene Ontology annotation, molecular function: DNA-binding transcription factor activity, RNA polymerase II-specific; RNA polymerase II cis-regulatory region sequence-specific DNA binding. Gene Ontology annotation, cellular component: nucleus. Gene Ontology annotation, biological process: cell differentiation; regulation of transcription by RNA polymerase II. Bases 17 to 847 code for a protein of 276 amino acids. The record is from RefSeq and is a predicted model, not a curated record. The transcript is spliced from 2 exons.
CAGGUUUCUGCAGCCAAUGGGAAGUCGGCGCGGCGCGCGCCCCCAGGGCUAUAAGCGCGCGCGGGCGGCGGAAAGUGAAAGUGGGGCGGCGGCCGCAGGCGCAGCAGCUGGUCAGAGUCCUGGGUGCAGCCGAACCAGCAGGAUGCUCAGGGCUCCGGAGCCGCGGCCCGGGCAGGCGGGGGCGGUCACCCAUGCCAGGCCGCUCACCUCCUUCCUCAUCCAGGACAUCCUGCGGGACAGCAGCGAGCGGCGCGACAGCCACACAGGCAGCCCGCAGCCCCGGCCCCCGCACCUACGGGCCGCAGGGCGACACCCAGAGUCGGAGCCGCAGGGGAGAAGAGAGGACGCUGGAGCGCGGAAGGAUGAUCCGAUCCCUCAACCGGGCGCUGCGCCCUGGGAGGCCGAGUCGCCGGCGGAGACGGAGCCAGAUAGGCACUUGGAGACUUACCUGUUGGACUGUGAAAACAUUUCAGCCACCUCCCCAAGCUUGCCCCAAGCUCCCAAGCAGCCACAGAAGCGCUCCCGCGCUGCCUUCUCCCACACCCAGGUCGUUGAAUUAGAGAGGAAGUUCAGCCACCAGAAGUACCUGUCAGCCCCUGAAAGGGCUCACCUGGCCAGGAACCUCAAGCUCACCGAGACCCAGGUGAAAAUAUGGUUCCAGAACAGACGCUAUAAGACCAAGCGAAAGCAGCUCACCUCAGACCUGGGCGGCCUGGAGAAGCAUGCCUCCUUGCCAGCCCUGAAAGAGGAGGGGUUCUCCCGGGCCCCCUUCCUCUCCGUGUACCACAGCUAUCCUCACUACCCCUACCUGUACUGCUGGGGAAGCUGGCACCCGGCUUUCUGGUAGCUGCUAGCUCAGACAACAGCCACCCACGUGUGAUCCAAAACUGCCUUCCCCAGGCGGUCUUUCCACAAGUCCAGAGGGGCCAGGGCCAGGGAGGGCUGGGGAGCAAGAGGCAUGCAGACCAAAACUGCUGGAGGUUUGCAUGGAAAUUCCAGAGUCUUCACUGGUGGGCCAGGGGAAGAUCUGGACCAGUGAGUAAUUUAGUAUCCAAACAGUUCCCCCAACAGAUGACGUAGGUCAUUUUUCUUUUAGAGACCUGUUUGAAGUGGAGAGGGGUAAAGUCAAGUGCUGGAAACCACUUGACUUUGAUUUUGUACGAGCGGUCCACAGCACUUCUGAGGAUUUCGUUCCUGUAAUUUUGUUCUCUGAUGUAACCAAGCUAUGACUCCGAAAGACCAAACCUGAGAAAAGACAGCCAAGAUAAGGAUGUCACCUACUGAAUUAGAUUUAAGUUCAAAAGCCUCGUUGGCUUUGGAAUAUGACCAAGGUUUGUCUUUGUCCCUGUGCGAGAGGGAAGUAGAGGAUCUCGCUGACAACCGGUCACACUCAGCGAACUCUGUCUUAGGCUAUAGAGAUGGGUAGGAGGACAUGAAAAUAUAAGCUGCUUCUUAUUCCUUUUUCAAGAGUACACCAAUUUAAGUAUUUGCAGUGUGGCCCAAGUAAACCAAGAAGCACUCACUGUGGCUUUAAGACAAGCUGUAUAAACAGAACACUACUGUAAGAAGUGGGCUUAGGCCAGAUGAGUCUCCGUAUGUCCAAGAUGGAAGCCAAAGGAAAAGUCUCCACACUGCUGCUGGGGACACUGCAAUUUUAUUAGCAAAAGGUAUUUAAAAACAAACAAACAACAACAAAAAACCUCUUCUGGAUCUUUUGCCCUGUGCUUGAGAAUUUAGAAUGAGAAGGCUCCUGGAGUUCUCAGGUCAUGCAAUGCAGACUGCAUCAUGACAGAUCACACAAUUAAUUCUUUACACGCCUUCCUUAUAUUUUUUGUUCCUUUUCCACAGCAAUCACCCACAGAAUGAAUGGCUUCUUUUCAGUCCAGACUUUUAGUCUGGCUGCACCUAACAUAUGUCUUCCUUAUUUAGCCUGAGAUCUGGUCUAUUUUUGCCCCCCAAACUUUAUCUUUCCUGGGUUAAAAAAAGGGGGGAGGCCAGAUUCUGAAUUGGCCAAAAGACAUGCAUUUUUUGGUAUCUAACAAUUCUUAUUUUUUUUCUUUUAAAAAUACACAGCAUUAAAUCCCAAGUCCUAUUUAAAGAUUUGACAGCUCCAGAAGGUCACUGCUGCUUUUAUAGGACUUUCUGGUGGCUGUUGUUACAGUUCAAAGUCUGACAAUUCUUUGGGAUCCCUGCAGGCAGAGGAGGUAGGAAGAGUGGCUUUCACACACAAGGGAAAACAGUGCAAAUGCAGGAUCAGUACUCGGUACCAUUGAGCUGUUCAGUGGAAAUUGAGGGCUCAGGGGCAGGUGGGGAAGAAAAGGUGGCCUGGGCAUUAAAGAGCCCAGUCCUUGAUCAAGCCAAUGGGCCUAGAGCACUUUGCAGGAAGAAGCUAAGAAAAAAGAAACAGUUUUCAAAACACAACAUCGUUGUGACUUCCAUUACAAAGCAAACAAAAUCUGUCUAAAUGCUUUGGGAACUGUGUUUAAUGCCUAUUAAAAAAAAACCAGGUCCCCCAAAUGAGACACCUUGUGACUUCAGAGAGGAGAGUGCGAAGAAGACGUGUGUCCACUGUUCGGUUUUCGCCCUGUUGUGUCAGGUGACCUGGGAGAGGGAGACAUCGGAAUGAGGAAAACCAGCUACUAAUGAGGUGCUGAGGCCUGGAAAUCUCUUGAUCCCAUCACUUAAUUCUCUUUAGUGAGAAACCUUUCGAUUUCCUCCUAUUAAAAGGGCCAAUUUACUGUUGGUGGCAAAACCGCCAAAGUAGACAGAAAGCUGGCCUGUUUCACCCCACUUUCUAUCGUUUGGGCUCCACGUUGAAAUAUUGUAAAAUACCCUGUGCUGCUCACACUUCUCGGGAUGUAGAAGGCAGCAUAGCCCAAAUCUCUUUCUUCUGUUCACGUGUCUGGUGAGACAGUGCUCAGUGCUCAUUCUCCGCUCAGUGCCCUUUCUCUCCCCACCUUCUAAAUUUAAUUCUUACAACCUGCAGUUCUGCAAGCAUUAAACAUUUGACUGUGCUAUGUAUUGUGUUACAAAAAAAAAAUAAAAGUCUUUGAUUAAAAUGACUUGGUUUGUGCAUCCAUCUUGCCUUUCCCUCGUUGGAACUAGUCACUCAGCUGUCUGAACUGGCAGAACAUUUGAAGAGCUGGUGUGCGGUGUCCAAGGGGGAGCUGGAGGGCACCCCAGACCGUGCCACCCCCGUCCUGUUUUCCAUCCUGUUUAAUAAGUUAGUUGGGGUUCUCUACAUGUGUAACAAACUCUGCUUCAAUCUGUAGCAUAUCUAGGCCCGUGACUUGAAGUUUAAUAAACUAUCCCGACCAAACUUUAUUUUUCUAUGUACUUUUUGCAACAUGAGUGUUUUUAAAAUAAAGGACUGUGUCUGUAUUAGACAUA